Molecule: messenger RNA, 458 nt
Organism: Salvelinus namaycush (lake trout)
Lineage: Eukaryota; Metazoa; Chordata; Actinopteri; Salmoniformes; Salmonidae
Product: protein tyrosine phosphatase domain-containing protein 1-like
Exons: 4
Source: RefSeq, a predicted model, not a curated record
UGCCAUGGCAGCUGGUGUUAGCCUGCUGACUGAUGUGCCCUACUCUUCCUCUGGGGACCUCAACACAGGCAACAGCAUGAACACAGUCAGUACUCGGGUCCCCACAGCCAAGUACACCAAGGUGGGAGAGACGUUGAGACAUGUGAUCCCAGGUCACAUGCAGUGCUCCAUGGCGUGUGGAGGGAGGGCCUGUAAAUACGAGAACCCGGCCCGCUGGAGUGACAAGGAGCAGGCUGUUAAGGGACUGUACUCCUCAUGGAUAACUGACAACUUGCUGGCGAUGGCAAGGCCUUCUACUGAAAUCCUCGAGAAAUACAAUAUCAUUGAACAGUUUACAAGGUGUGGCCUUCGUACGGUGAUCAACCUGCAGCGUCCCGGGGAACACGCCAGCUGUGGUAACCCUCUGGAACACGACUCUGGAUUCACCUACAGACCUGAGAUGUUCAUGGAGGCUGGCA